AUGAGGACCAUGAUUCUGGAGAUCUUUGCCUUUCUUUUAACCACUGCAGGGUGGAUGCUCAUCUGCUCCACCUUGCCAACUGAAUACUGGAAGAUUGCUACAUUAGAGGGAAUAGUCCUCGGCACGGCACUCAUCACUUCCAAUCUUUGGAAAGACUGUGUUGGUGAUUCAACUGGAGUCAGUGACUGUAAAGAAUUUCCCUCCAUGCUCUCACUGGAUGGUCAGUCAUUUUGUUUUUAUUGUCCUCUACCUGUUUACAGACCUUUUCAUGUUCCUUCGUGUGUAAAUAAAAAAUAUUUUGUGUUUCAUUUUCUUUCUUUUUUUCUGUUUUAUUUUGUUAAAGUGCACGCUUAUACAGGGACAUUUUUUAUUUAUUUGUUUAUUUUAUUCAGUGAUCCUCAUUGAUCCUCAGUUUUAAUGCACUGCUAUUUAAUCUUCGCUUUUUCUCUUUUUAAACUAGGCAAAAUAAUUUAAAAAUUCACUGGAACUCAAGAAUAGUAGAUAUUUUGAAGUACAAUUCUUCAAGUUAGUCAUACUUUAAAAUGAUGUCAAUUUUUCCUUUUUUUUCCAGGACAUUAAAGUCUCCUUCAGUGAUUUAAUUUCUGAGAAUUACUCUCUCAAUGUUUAUUUGCCUUGCAUUGGUCCAGGGAGUGUUAAAUCAAGACAAAAUACCAUUAAACAUUGCUGUUUUUGAGUGCAAAGAAGUCACAUUGAAUUUUGUGUUUGUAGCACACAUCCAGGCAUGCAGGGCGCUGAUGAUCAUAGCCGUCUGCCUUGGUUUUUUUGGUUCUGCAUUUGCCCUUUUUGGAAUGAAAUGUACUAAAAUUGGAGGAAAUGACAGACGCAAGUCCAGAACUGCCUGCUUUGCUGGUGUCACUUUUAUUAUUGGUGGUAAGUGUUGUAAUUUUUUUCUUUUAAGAUGUAAAUUUUGAUAUUUUCACAGCAAUUUAAUCUACUUUUCUUGCUUUCCCAGGUUUGUGCUCACUCACGGCGUGCUCCCUCUAUGCGCACAAGAUAACAGCGGAGUAUUUUGACCCCAAAUUUGUGGAAGUCAAGUAAGAAGUUAGAACAGAGCCAGAGGGCAGAAACGCUUAGAUGUCAGGGAUUGCCAGUAAACACAAGUGUGAGGCUGCCAAAUUUUUAUAGCUUCAAAAAAGUAAAAACAAUCACAUUUCAACUGUUGUACUCUUUUUGAAUAGAUAUGACUUUGGAGUUGCUCUCUUUAUUGGCUGGGGGGGAUCUGUCCUCUGUAUUGCAGGAGGCAGCAUUUUCUGUUUCUCCAUUGCCACUUCUGUCACCAAAAGGUUUGUAUAAGUAAAGAUGACAUUAUCAUUCAAUGCUUGGAGCGGCACGAUGAAUCAGUUUUGUUGAAUCAUACCGGGAUUGUGUUUUCUGUCUUUACAGCCACCGUCAGGCCGAUGAUACAGACAAAGCAGUUGCCUCAAACUCUCCUAUUUUCUUUAAUCCAAGUGAACAGGCAAAGUCUGAGAGUCAGUGGUCCCGUACAGACUCCAGCAGCUCCUCCACUUUCAAGCACUUUGACACAAAUUCAUAUGUGUGA
Messenger RNA from Xyrichtys novacula (pearly razorfish), 1561 nucleotides. The record is from the annotation of a GenBank genome assembly. Lineage: Eukaryota; Metazoa; Chordata; Actinopteri; Labriformes; Labridae.